Gossypium raimondii (Peruvian cotton) is the source of this 351-nucleotide messenger RNA. RefSeq lists its product as uncharacterized. The record is from RefSeq and is a predicted model, not a curated record. Lineage: Eukaryota; Viridiplantae; Streptophyta; Magnoliopsida; Malvales; Malvaceae. The transcript has a single exon. Bases 1 to 351 code for a protein of 116 amino acids.
AUGACUCAUGAAGAACGAAUGUUACAGAUCGAUGAACUAGACGAAUGGCAGACACAUGUCAAGGAGAAAUUGAGAAUACACGAUGCAGAGCUAAAGCGACACCAUGUUGAGCAUGUGGAUGGAACGAACCAAUUCAAGGUUGGAGACAAGGUACUACUAGAUAAAACAGAUCUAGAUAUUGCCACUUCAGAGCUUAAUGCAAAUGGAGCAACUCCUUUUACGGUACUGAAUGUCUUCCCAUACGGUACAGUCGAGGUAACUCAUUCUGAACUUGACACAUUUAAGGUAAAUAGUACUCGACUUAAGCCUUAUGUUGAUAAUAGAAUUGAUAACAAGAAAGAGGAGUUUUGA